Molecule: messenger RNA, 1321 nt
Organism: Moneuplotes crassus
Lineage: Eukaryota; Ciliophora; Spirotrichea; Euplotida; Euplotidae
Source: the annotation of a GenBank genome assembly
AAAAUCCACUCAAAAGCAAGAAGAUGCUUAACAGUAGCCAGCACAAGAAGAUCAAGAGAAUUAGUAACAAUAUAUCCAAAGUUUAUCUGACAGAGAUUGGCAGGCUCGUUCCUCCCCAGAAAAGUCUGAAUGGAACUAAGUCAUCCACAAAGUAUAGAGGGGCCAGGAACAAAAGCCAUGUCAUUCAGUCUCUCAAGAACAGCUAUUUCUUUGACCCUCAUGUGUUGAAUAAAAGUGACUGAAAGAAUUUGGGGAAUUCUGGCAAGGAAAAUCAAAAAUAAACCUUAUAAGAAGACUAGCCUAGAUGCCACAAGAAAUGAACAGAGUAUUGGUCUUUCUACUAUUGCUAAAAAUCCAAAAGCAAGGGAAAAUAACAACAAAAAGUUAAUCAAAUCAUUUAUUGAACCAAUAUUGAAUAAUUACAGACAAGAAUUGACAAGAAGAGUGUUAAAUAUGGCUCAAAAUAGGCAAAGAGAGAAAUCUCAGACUAUCAAACAUCUUAACUUAGCAGACAUUAAGAAAUAUUGAUGCAAAAACAAUCAGAAUGAAGGCUCAACAAGUUGAACUCUGCCAAAAGAUAGCACUAGAGGGCCCUGUAGCUUUACUCAUAGAGCAAUGUCAAACAUAGCAAAACUGAAUAGUGGCAGAAUUAAAGAGAACAGAUUCAUAUCUAUUGAUACACAUCUUGGGAUUGACAAAUCAGAUUUAGGAGCAACUCAAAGAUUGCAGGCAAUACUUGAGAAAGUACCUAUUACUCCAAGUACUCAGCAAAGUAGCAACCUUGACAAUUCAGCUCCCAAUAUUUUGCAUGUUUCUCCUAGACAAGUUUUUGAAAAUAAAGAAACUGGAUGUACUUCAAGCUCUUUGCCUCAAAAAUCUCCUUCUCUCCCAAAAACAAAGCAAAAUUUAGUUAUUAAGAAGAGCCAAAUAGUUCAAAAGAAAAAAGUCCCUCAAAUGCUUCCUUCGCCUCAUCUAGGCUCAAAGUCAUUCAGGCUAUCUCAAGCUCUCAAUUCUGAUAUCAAUUCUGGCAAAACUUCAAAACUCAAAAAGUCAAUAGAUUUUCUGUACAGAAGCACGGAACAGAGCAGCUGCAGUCAUAGUUUUAGAACUCCUAAGAACUAUCCUUCCAGACUCUUCAAUCCUCCUUCACUUACUCAGAGGAAUGCAGAAAAACAUUUCAGACAGAUCAUGAAGUUCUCAGCGACAGAGGAACUACUUAAUUCUAAAUUUAUGAAACAAAGAAACAAGAGCCCACAAGAACACAGAAAGAAACUCAGAGUGACAUUUGAAUUACCUUCCAUAUAACCCCACUCAUCUUCAA